Medicago truncatula (barrel medic) is the source of this 967-nucleotide messenger RNA. Its product is annotated as transcription factor MYB1. Lineage: Eukaryota; Viridiplantae; Streptophyta; Magnoliopsida; Fabales; Fabaceae. Bases 58 to 831 code for a protein of 257 amino acids. The transcript has 3 exons. The record is from RefSeq and is a predicted model, not a curated record.
UCACGCCUACAUUUGUGUGUAGACAAUUAAGGAAAGCUUAUAUGUGGAAGGACGCCUAUGGAUAAUACCAGUGGCGUGAAAAAAGGUACCUGGACGAAUGAAGAAGAUAACUUACUCAAGGCAUGCAUUAACAAGUAUGGUCAAGGAAAAUGGCAUCUAGUUCCUCGAAGAGCAGGAUUAAAUAGGUGUCGAAAAAGUUGUAGAUUAAGGUGGUUUAACUAUUUAAACCCAACCAUCAACAAAGAAAGAUUUUCUGAGGAUGAAGUUGAUAUGAUCCUAAGGUUACAAAAACUCCUAAAAAACAGAUGGUCAUUGAUUGCGGGAAGGCUUCCGGCUAGAACAGCUAAUGAUGUCAAAAACUAUUGGCACACACAUUUGAGGAAGAAGGUUGUUUUAGAAAGAGAAGAAAUAAAAGAAGAGAAAAUACCAAAGGAAAAUGUGAAAGGUCAUGAUGUUAUUAAACCUCAACCUCAAACUUUUUCACCUGAUUCUCCUUGGUUUAAUAGGAAACAUUGUAGUUUUGUGACACAGUCUGUAAUGGAUUCAAAUAAAGAUGGUAAUAUUACCAAAGAUGUUCACGACUCAGAGCCUAUCCAUCCAAAUAAAAGUGGUAGAGAUUGUGCUUCUACUUCACAACCUAGUAAUGUCCCCUUACCGUGUGCAAUGUGGUCGGACAAUUUAUGGAACCUGGGGGAGCAAGUAGGCAAUGACAGAAUUUGCUCAUACUCUUCAUUACAAGAAGAUAUCAACUUCAAUACGGAGUUUCCAAAUGUUGGUAACUAUUUCUCGGAUUCCAAUCUUCGUGAUUAUGAUUCUUCUUGGGAUCAUUAGAUCGUUGUGUAGUUCUAUGUUGAAACUCAACACAAGAAGGUCUUUUAUUAUUAAUAUUUACUUUUCAAUAAAACUUAAUUUAAUGUGUUGUAACUAUAUAUAACAGAAUGAAACAGAUGUUCUACGUUCAGUUUCA